This is a messenger RNA of Acanthosepion pharaonis, 816 nucleotides long. The record is from the annotation of a GenBank genome assembly. NCBI's taxonomy places the organism in Eukaryota, Metazoa, Mollusca, Cephalopoda, Sepiida, Sepiidae.
AUGCUUUCAUUCUCUCUCUUCGUUUUUCUUUCUCAUUUCGACCAAUUAUUCUCUAAGCCGCUUCCUUUUUUGCCAUAUUUUCAUGCUUUUUUUCUUUUCAUUUCUUUAACAUCUUUUCCAAUUUUUCUUAACAUGUCUCAUUUUUUUUUUCUUUAUCCUUCUUCAUAUAUUAUUUCUCCUUCUUCUGGAUAUAUUUCUUCUUUUUUCAUCCUUCUUUUUACACUAUUAUUUUCUCCUAGUUUUCAUUUUUCUUUCUUUCUUUUUUUACUUUUUUUUUUCCUCAUCUACCGUUCUUUCUUUCCUCUUAGUAAUUUUUCAUCUUCUUCGUCUUUCUUUCUUUCUUUUUCAUCGUUCUUUUUACAUCUUUUCUUUUUCCUAGCUUUCCUUUUUUUCUUUCUUUCUUUCUUUCUUUCUUUCUUUCUUAUUUACCCUUCUUUCCUUCUUCUUAGUAAUUAUUCUUUUUUUCUACUUCAUAUUCGUUUUCCCUUGCUUUCCUUCUUUUUUUUAUCGUUCUCUUUACAACUUUACUUUCACAUCGCUUCCCUCUUUUUUCCUUCUUUCUUCUUUUCAUUUCUUUUUUUCUCAUCUACCCUUCUUUCCUUCCUCUUUGUAAUUCGUCUUUUUCUACUACUACUUCUUUUUCUUUUUUUCCUGUCUUUGCUUCUUACUUACGAAAUAUGCCUCGCUACAUACACACAAUUGAAUCGCCUUCAUUCGAAUUCUACGCCGAGAUUUUAUUCCCAAGAACCACUACUUUGUGAGAAUUGCGGCCGCAUCACGUGCAAACACCGUUUCCCGUUCGAUAACCGGAGUUAA